UUGAGAACUGCUGUGUUUUCUUUCAACCUUCGCAUAGUUACACCUCCAAAGCCAUUACUUGUUUGUUGUUGUUCUGGUAGCAUGGGCGUUUCUGUUCUAUGUGUAAUUUUAAUGGCACUAUUUGAACCAUCUAUGACGGGAAGCUCGGUUAGAAACGUUGAGUACAAGUUGGAUAGCUGGAUGGGAUCACUGUACCCUCACCUCAAACACAAGAAGCUAAACGAGAUAGCAAUACCUGGCACUCAUAACUCAGGGAGUUACCCAAUCUCUAUCGGAUCCCGGACUACAGGUGACAUCAUAGAUCUCAGCCAUCUCUCAGACUUCGAGGAGUCCAUUCCUGCCAUCGUGGAUCUUCUGAGUAUGGUUGGUCCACGUUGGUCAAAGUCCCAGGAGCUCUCCAUAUUCGAUCAGCUGAAGAUGGGUAUUCGUUACUUAGAUUUGAGAGUGUAUUGUGACGAGGAGACAGAUGAGUACUACUUAGAGCACUCGUUUAUAGGCUCUAAUCUGACAGAUGAGCUGUUACAUAUAGCACAGUUCGUGGAGGAGCAUACCAAAGAAGUUGUCAUACUGGACAUGAUGUCAGUACAAAACUGCAGUGAAAACAAAGUAGUCAGUCUUUUGGAGCGGUUUGGGAAGGUUUUCGGAGACAAACUCGCUCAUCUUCCUACUGCUACCAAACGAAAGAAGAAAGAAAGGAAGAAGAAUAAAAAAUCUCAUUCUUUACCUACUUACAGUCAACUCGUGAAAAAAAGAACAACCGUUUUCGUCGCGUUGAGAAAAGAAUUCAUAUCUAAACGCUUCGAUUGGCUUUGGAACAGCGACAAAUUCACGAUUUCUCCAUUUGCUAACACGGAGAGCAAAGAAAAACUAAGAAUUUUUAUCGCAGAUAAAAUGUCUGAAUCUCGAUCACCUAAAUCACUGUUUGUUUCCCAGAUCAUUUUAACCCCAACAACUCAGAACGUCUUUGCUUCAUUGUUUGGUUCUGGAGCUAAGAGUCUACAGGAAAUGGCUGUGGAUUUAAACAAAGAUUUUAUAGAUUGGGUUGAGGAUUUUAGUCAGCUGAAUCCGAACAUUUUCAUUACAGACUUUCCUGAUAGGGGGUUAGUGAAGAAGAUAAUCAACAUGAACCUUUAAACUUGUUGAAGAUUAUUGGAGUUGGACACUAGAAUAUCUUCAUUUAAACUUGUUGGAGAUUAUUGGAGUUGGACACUAGAAUCU
This is a messenger RNA of Bolinopsis microptera, 1218 nucleotides long. RefSeq names its product PI-PLC X domain-containing protein 2-like. The record is from RefSeq and is a predicted model, not a curated record. Gene Ontology annotation, biological process: lipid metabolic process. Gene Ontology annotation, molecular function: phosphoric diester hydrolase activity. NCBI's taxonomy places the organism in Eukaryota, Metazoa, Ctenophora, Tentaculata, Lobata, Bolinopsidae. The coding region runs from base 82 to 1134 and encodes 350 amino acids. The transcript has a single exon.